Colletotrichum graminicola M1.001 is the source of this 3108-nucleotide messenger RNA. RefSeq lists its product as uncharacterized. The coding region runs from base 1 to 3108 and encodes 1035 amino acids. The record is from RefSeq and is a predicted model, not a curated record. The transcript has 6 exons. NCBI's taxonomy places the organism in Eukaryota, Fungi, Ascomycota, Sordariomycetes, Glomerellales, Glomerellaceae.
AUGCCUAGCCUCUUCUCUCGCCUGAAGAGCAAGGACGGGUCGCACAAAAAGUCCAAGAAGGGGUCCAACUUCGAUGCUUCCGAUCAGCUCUCUACGAAGCCAAAAUGGGACGACGCUUACACGAGGCAGACGGUUGAACCCGAAGAGAUACAGGACUUGAUCAGACGUUGUACCGAAGAGUUGAAGGCAAGAGCACUUGACCACCCUUUUCUUCUGUUGCCAUUCCGGCCUACCUCGGACCCUAGUGCUGUCCGGACCUUCAUCCGACACUUCUUCGAUGGCGGCCAACCUCUUCGUGGCGAGUCGUUGUCGCAGGAGCUGCGCAUGACAGCGCCAAUGGUAAUCGCCGGUGUGGUCAAAUGGUGCUGGAGUCGACUUUCAGGUGGUGUCGUAGGCUGGGAUGCGUACGAACUCUUCAAGGUUGGCGAGCAAGAUUCGAAUAUGGCGAGAGACUCCUUCAAGACUUUCAUUCCUCUCAGCGUUGAUAACGGCGCCCGGUCGAGUAUCAUUUUCGAUUUUUUUGACCUGAUAUCUGCAAUUGCCGCCCAUGGGAAGAUGAACGGUCUGGGCGGGCGCAAAAUCUCUCGGAUGGCUGCAUGGUGGGCGUUCGAGCAGAAGGACACCGGCAGCGGCUUUGAAGGCGGAUACAAAGCUUGGGCAACUGCUGCCGACGCCACGAGCCAUCUUUUCUUUGCAUACCUUCGAUCGUUAGCUCCUCACAAGCAGACUCAGGGCGCAAUCUCCAUGCUUCCGAUGUCUCUCCAGAAGUUGCUGCAGGAAACAGAGUAUCCGCCUCAGAAACCGUCUUUGAUGCAAUCUUCUACCUACAGAGUAGUCAUGAUCGUCGACACUGUCUCGCCGACACCCUUUGCACUCCUGCGCCGAGCAAAUCACUUCCAGUAUCGCGAGGAGGAUCGAGCCUUGCGCGAAUUUUCCGAGUACGAGGACCCUGUGAAGGCUCUGACCGAGGAAUGUCGCCGAGUGCUGAAAGCGAUUUCGUCGGCCAACCAAUCUCAAGUGUCCAGCGCAAAGCACUCCACAAGCUUGCGGGACGCAUCAUGGUCACGAUUUGAAGACAUUGGGUUCACCAGUGCGCUCGAAGACGACGACGAUGACGAUGAAGCGGCAGCCGCUGCGCGCAGGCCCCACGGCCUUAGAACUACACCUGCGUCCGGAAACAUGGGACUGGGUAGGCCGACUACGCCAUCUUGGGCCGACUUCCUCUCGUCUGGGUUCGUGGACGACAACCCUAACACCCCUAAUAUGCUGUUACCCCCCGACCAGGUACUCCCACCUAUCGAGACGACUGCGCGCCAACGAAGCUCCCAGUCCCACAACCCGAGACUGGAAUCGGAGCGUCUGGAGCCCGGAGAAUUGGCGAGCAUUGCUCGAUUCGAUCUGGAUGAGAGCUUUUGGUGGGUUUGGAUGAGCAGUCUUGCCCCGGAAGAGACUCCGGAAAGAAAGUCAGCUUUCGGCCGAUGUGCCGUUGUCGAAACCUCUAUCAAGCGUGGUCGAUGGUUGGUCAUGGAGGAGAUGGUGGCUGGAGCAGCCCCUGAACCCCAGGAAGGCGCAUAUAUUGCUGAGAAGAAGGGUUUCUUCAGCUGGACCAGACGCAACAAGGGCGUGAACCGUCGCAAGUCAACGGGCAAGCCUGCUCUUGAGAAGGGCAGCACCAACGCCGAUUCCAACCUCAGCAAGUCAAGCAUUGGUCCCGAUCAGCAAGCCCGAAUCCAGGCCGCUGCCGCCCAGUUACAGGCGCGUCAACAGCAGGAGCAGCAGCAACAGAUGCUCCAAGCACGCCGAGGCAGAAAUGAUGAGUCGGCAAGAGAGAAGACGACAAGUGUCUUGACUCUUCAGCCCGAUAUUAUGCGCCAGGCAUCACCGGCGAUGAAAUGGGCAAACAAGUAUGACAAGGAUGCCAUUCGGGAGGCUUACUUGGCAAACAAUGCUACUGGUCGUGGCCUUGGCGUCUCAACCAUGCAAAGGAACGGGAGCAAUGGCUACAACGAAGACUCGAACGGCCACACCAACGAGGCCGAAUUACGUCCCGAAGUACCGGAGAAGUCUCCUUCUUUGCAAUCGCAGUCCCCGUUGACGUCCCCAUUGGCGAUGAACUCUUCGGCGGUAUUCCGCUCACCAUCUCCGCUGCCGCCCAGCCAACAGGACGACGACCCUCGAGGACCCUCGGAGAAGGAAAUGGAAGCCCCGAAUGGGUUGCAUCCGGCCAACCGUUUCGAAGACGGUCGCAGUUCCCCACUGCCUCCGCCCAAGGACUCGCACGACUAUGGUCGGGAGAACAUGUUUACGCCAGAACCGGACACCAGCACCAAGGACAAAAAAUCAAAGAAGCUUCAUAAAGAGAAGACCGGCGGAGGUGGCCUUCGUAAGCUCUUUGGCCGCAACAAAAACCGAAGCUCGAAAUUGCCUGAGAACGCCGCCGCGGAUGUGAACGGUAUGCUCCAGCGCGAGACAGCAACCCCCGAGCCGCCAAAGCCUGCUCCUUCUCCCGUCCCCCAGUCCAUUGCUUCUGAGUCCAACCUCCCCACACCAACACCUGCUGAGGCUUACACCACGCCAAUGGAAACUCCUCAGCCAGCUCCUGUUGAAACCCAAGCUCACGAGCCGCAGUACGAGCCGUCCGUUGAUGAAUCGAUAUCCCGCGUCGAUACCGAGGAUGCCAACGAGGCUCAUCACGAAUUCUCACGCUUCGACCAGGGCCCUUUGCAAGAACAGCCAGCCUUUGUCCCUGAUGACGAGUCCGAGGAUGCCAUUCCACCCCCCAUUGCGAGACGGGCAAAGUCCCCCCAACCUACCGUGGAGGCCUCGCCGACCUCACCAGACAACGGUCCUCGAGUCCCGCCCGCGAUAGACCGAUGGGCGCAGAUCCGCAAGAAUGCUGCGGAGCGUGCGGCGCAGCGCCAGAGCGAGGAGCAGAGCCGUGGCGGAUACAGCAAGACCACCGAUGGUGAUGACGACACGAGUGGAGAGGAGACGAUCGAAUCUCGCGUAGCCCGCAUCAAGGCUCGCGUCGCCGAGUUGACGGGUAAUAUGGAGAACUCCCAAGGCCCUCCUUUAACGGGUGCCCGAACUCCUCCCGUUCGCCGCUAG